AAAUUGUAUGGCAUGCAGAACUGCAGAUACAUACAGGUAUAUAUAAAAGAGGAGCAAGCACCCCACUUGUUAUGCUACCGCUGUAUAUGUACCCUAUUGAGCAACAGACAGCAUUUAUACAUUCCAUUUGUAUACUCGUUAUUACACAGUAACGGACUGUUACAUAUUUAAAAACAUCCGAAAAAAAGACAUGAACUGGGAAUUAAGGAUGAUUUUGGUCACUCUUUUGGCUCCCGCCGUAUCAGCCGCACCGCCGGUCAAUUCGGCCGUCCUGUAUGCCCAUGAAAUUGCUGCCCCGGCCUACGCCGCUGUCACGGUCCUUUACCCGUCUGUCCUACCCUACGCGGGCUACGCUGUCCCUGAGCCCGUCCAGGUUGCCGUUCAACCCAAGAUCACUUACGAUUUCCCCGCUCCAAUAGCAAAAUCAGCCCCAACACCAGUUAAAGUAGAAUACGACAUUCUAGGACCGAUUGCUGCCCCAGCACAAGCCCCAGUCAUCCGGGUUGCUGCACCAGUCAAGGUCGAGUACAUUUUGCCUCCACGCAUAUCUGCUCCAGCUCCGGUUGCAGCUCCCGUUGCCCUGCCGGCUGCCGGCUACGACUUCCUUGCUCGCGUCAUUUAAAACUUCAACUUUAUUAGCUAAAUAAUGGCAGCUUUUCCGAGAGUGGUUCAGAUUGUUCAAUCAUAUUUAAACGAAUAAAAUUAUUUAAAAUAUCAUAUGAUCGUAUUUUCCCUAUAACGCUAUGUAAUUAUGGGAUUCCGGGUAUCGGAUUGACUCCGGAUUGAUGUCUGAAAAUGCGUCAUAUUGCACAAGUCUAAUGCUGUAAUACAGUAAC
Molecule: messenger RNA, 836 nt
Organism: Daphnia pulicaria
Lineage: Eukaryota; Metazoa; Arthropoda; Branchiopoda; Diplostraca; Daphniidae
Product: cyclin-dependent kinase inhibitor 1C-like
Exons: 2
Coding region: 191-622 (143 amino acids)
Source: RefSeq, a predicted model, not a curated record